Molecule: messenger RNA, 442 nt
Organism: Styela clava
Lineage: Eukaryota; Metazoa; Chordata; Ascidiacea; Stolidobranchia; Styelidae
Source: RefSeq, a predicted model, not a curated record
GGUGAAAUCUAGACCAUGUCUGUAUGACAUGAGUCGUCACGAUUAUCGUGAUGUUAAUAUCAAAUCCAACAAUUGGGCGGAGAUAGGAGCAUUGCUCCAUGUUACUGGACAGCAGGCAAGAGAGAAGUGGAAGGCGUUGCGAGACAGAUUCGUCAAGAUGAAAAAUAAAAAUGAAAGUACCAUGAAGUCAGGGGCACCCGGAGGCGUUUCAACAAAUAAAUGGCAUCUAUUUGAACACAUGACUUUUUUAGAUUUCUUCGUGCAGCAUCGAAAAACGUCUUCAAAUUUAGAACUUGUCACUCUAUCAGCUGUGGUAGAAGGGGAAGAAGUGUCUGGGUCAUCUUCUGUCGCACCGACACCAAAAAAAAGGAAGGAAGAAGUGAACAUGCGGAUUUUGAAAAUUUUUGAGGAGGAGAAGGAUGCUGAAAAGACUGUCUCCUGA